GCUCCUUUUGUGUGGCCCUGACUGCACCACUCGGGCUGCUCCGCCCCGGAACUGACCUCACCCAGCCGGCAUAGCCGCCUCCAGCGCUCCCUGAACGAGGUUUAUCUCUCUAGGAUUGGAGUCAGUGGCAUGCUCAGGAGAUCUGGACUGUCUUUGGGUCAGUACUUUCUGAGAAGGAAGAACCGUGCUGGAUUUAGCUGGUACUUCAACAAGACAAAAAUGUCAAGGCUGGUUCAAGCUCGAAGACUGGAAGGAAUGGACAAGAAUGUCUGGGUGGAAUUUGUGAAACUGGCUGCCACUUACCCAACCGUGAACCUUGGCCAGGGCUUCCCUGACUUUCCCCCACCAGACUUUGUGAAGGAGGCGUUUAUGAAAGCCGUCGGUGGGGAGAACAUCAUGCUGCACCAGUACACCCGGGCCUUUGGACACCCGGCGCUGGUGACGAUCCUGGCCCGCUUUUUUGGGAAGCUGCUAGGGCAAGAACUGGACCCUCUGACCAAUGUGCUGGUGACGGUCGGGGCAUACGAAGCCCUUUUCUGCUGUUUCCAGGCUCUGGUUGAUGAAGGCGAUGAGGUGAUUAUCAUUGAGCCGUUCUUUGACUGCUACGAGCCGAUGGUGAAGAUGGCUGGGGGCACUCCUGUGUUCGUACAACUGCGACCAAAAGCUGCAGAAGCCGGAAAACUGAUGUCCAGCGGAGACUGGCAGCUGGAUCCAGCAGAGCUGGCUUCCAGAUUUACCGAACGAACCAAAGCCAUCGUUUUGAACUCACCCAACAACCCCCUGGGGAAGGUGUUCACCAGGGGGGAGAUGGAGCUCAUUGCAGACCUGUGUGUGAAACACGAUGUCCUGUGCUUCAGUGAUGAAGUGUACGAAUGGCUAGUCUAUGAUGGGAAGGAGCACAUCCGGAUUGCCAGCUUGCCGGGCAUGUGGGAUCGCACGAUAACCAUUGGGAGUGCUGGGAAAACCUUCAGCGCCACAGGAUGGAAGAUUGGUUGGACUUUGGGGCCUGAUCGCCUUCUGAAACACCUCAGAACUGUCCACCAGAACUCUGUGUAUCACUGUCCAACAGCAGCUCAGGAAGCGGUGGCUCAGGCAUUCCAAAGAGAGUUUGACAACUAUGGGAAGCCAGACAGUUAUUUUGUCCAGCUGGCCCAGGAGCUGCAGCAGAAGCGGGACUGGCUAGUUCGGAGCCUAGUUGCUGGGGGCAUGAAGCCCAUUGUCCCUGAGGGCACCUACUUCCUGAUGGCAGACUUCUCAGAGUUCAAAAGUGAAGUACCUGACCUCCCGGAUUCUGAUGAACCCUAUGACUCUCGGUUUAUAAAGUGGAUGAUUAUAAACAAGGGUUUAGUUUCCAUUCCAGUCUCCGCUUUCUACAGCACUCCACACAAGAGGAAUUUUGACCAUUUCAUCCGCUUCUGCUUUGCGAAGGAGGAAUCUACGCUGAAGGCAGCAGAAGACAUACUGCAACAAUGGAGUCUGGAGAAAACUGGCCAGUGAAUGCUUUGGACAGAAUACCAGGCAGGCUCGCCCGUGCUCUGCUGCUAUGUCCUGCUCUCCUUGAUGCAGCCAUUGUGGCUACAGAUUCUUUGUUUACUGUUUUUGUUUUAACUCUUUAUUGCAUCAUUGGAUUUCAGUCACCUUCUCUAUCAUGCACAUGGGCAAGAGGUUUGUCAGCCCUCAGAUCUGGUUCAAAGUUUCUCAUUGCUGUCCACUAGCAAAAAGGUUUUACUGUUCCUUGGGACUUAUGAGCCAGUAUAUACACUGGUAAAACUUUAUUUUCUCUUUUUUACUUUCAAAAGCUUCACUAACUUAUUCAUACUGGGUUCCCUGCAGCUAAAACACAAGGCAAAAAUGGUUGCUGGGCUCCCUGUCCUGCUCCAUAACAUUCUAUAUGUUCUAAAUAGGCUGGUCCCCAUGAUCCUAAGUCAUUAGAGUCCAAUGACAGGUGAACUUUUACUUUAUCAGAACUUUUCCCACUGGUUCCUUCUGUUCCAUCACCUUGCAGAAUGGACCUACCAGCUCAUCCAGAAAACAGACAGUCCAAGUAGUUAAUCUAGUCUAGUCUACCUUUAAACUCUCCCCUCCAUCCCCCUAAUAGAACCAGGCCUGGCUGAGCUCUAAUUGUCACCUCCUAGCAGAGUAUCACCCAAAUUAUAAAGCAGGUACUUCGGGCCUUCAAGAACGAUGCAGAUUCAACUAGGAAAGGAAGAAUUUAAAGUUGCAGGGCCUGUCCUCCUUUCCCUGUAUACUUUUGGUGCUUUAGAGAAAUUCAGUAGUGAGGGGAAGCUAGCAGAGAUUUUGUGUAUUUGUGUCUUUCAGAUGCUCCCUUGUGGGAACAACUGGAUUAUUCUUGACAAAGUUUAGAUAAUUAACUCUGAUGUAGCAUCUUAAUUUAAACCUAGGUAAGAAUGUGAAUCUAAAUUAAUGUAAACUAGCUUCUUAAAUCGUUCCAAAGUAGAGCAUAACUGAUCUUGUAAUAAGGAUUUAGAGUACAAGUUUAAAUUACUAAAAUGUACGUAAAGGAAUAAAUAUUGGUCUACUUAAUACCUCUGUUUUAACAUUCUUCAUCUGCUCUGGCCAUCAAUAAUAUUUUACCUUAACUGUGGAGGGCUGCAUUGACACUGCUGAAUUAGAGACAAUGACCAAAUUCUACUCUUACACCAUUGCAAUCCUUCUGAAGUUACGGAGGUUGCACAAGAGACAGUGAGGCUAUGUCUACACUACGCACCAUUUAGCGACACAGCUGUGCCACUAAAAGGUGCACAGUGUAGCUGCUCUUUGUCGGCUCUCCUGCCUACAAAAAACUUCUACCCACAAUGAGCGGUGGUAGCUUUGUCGGCAGGAUAGCUUCCCUCUUCCCCCCCCCCCCCCCCCCCAGUGCUGUUCACAUUGGCACUUUUUGUCAGUAAAACUUUCGUUAAACAGGUGGGUGGGUUUUGUUUUUUCCACACCCCUGAAUGACAAAAGUUUUAGGGAUGAAAGUGCAGUGUGGACAAAGCCUGAGAAGAGAAUUCGCCUUGCGGUCUAGGCCAAGGAAGGAUGACCAGCUAGCUUAAAACACUUAUCGCUUUCCUGUAUGUUUCAAAGGUGUGAAGAUUAAAGGAAUUGUCAGAUUAUUACAAUAAAAAAGAACGGGAUUUAAAAUUGCA
This is a messenger RNA of Malaclemys terrapin pileata, 3149 nucleotides long. It is a transcript of the gene KYAT1, whose product is annotated as kynurenine aminotransferase 1. Gene Ontology annotation, biological process: biosynthetic process. The record is from RefSeq and is a predicted model, not a curated record. Gene Ontology annotation, molecular function: L-kynurenine:2-oxoglutarate transaminase activity; pyridoxal phosphate binding. The transcript is spliced from 14 exons. NCBI's taxonomy places the organism in Eukaryota, Metazoa, Chordata, Testudines, Emydidae. Bases 130 to 1497 code for a protein of 455 amino acids. Gene Ontology annotation, cellular component: cytoplasm; mitochondrion.